Molecule: messenger RNA, 363 nt
Organism: Encephalitozoon hellem ATCC 50504
Lineage: Eukaryota; Fungi; Microsporidia; Unikaryonidae
Product: ribosomal protein S10
Exons: 1
Coding region: 1-363 (120 amino acids)
Source: RefSeq, a predicted model, not a curated record
AUGGACGCCGAAAUGAAAAAGCAAGACAUAGACGUGGCAAGCAACAUGGAGACUAUGAAGGUCUGCAUAGACAUGGCAAGCCUUGAAGAGAAAAGGAUCAACAAGGUGUGUAGGGAGUUCUACGAGUACGGGAAGACAUUCAUCGAUAAUCUGCAGAGAGAAGUAGUCUUGCCCAAAAAGAUUGAGAGCAUCACAACGCUCAGGAACCCAUCUGGACAGGGAACAAAGAAGUGGAGCAGAUAUAAGAUGAUUGUUCAUCUCAGGAACUUUUAUCUUGAAGCCACGCACCAGCAGUUGGAAAAAGUUGUCCAGUUUCUCAGGAACUUCCCCCAUGUUGAAAUUAACCUAAGCAUUCAAAAUUAA